AUGGCCGACCACAUCCUCGGCCUGCUCUUCGUCACGUCGUCGGCGAGCGAGCGGCACAUCUUCCGGUAUCCGCCCGACCCGACGUCGCCGCUCGACCGGCUCUCGCAGCCCAUCUACCCGCAGGCGACGUACACUGCGCGGGACACGACGGUCGACACAAAGUCGCAGCGGUCGCUGUUCCCCCGGCACCGGGGCGACGCGAGCCGGGGCAGCAUGAGCGCGUCUCGGCCGCACACGUUAUGGUCGAGCGCGCACUCGCGCGGCUCGCGGCUGCGCGGCAGCAGUAACGGCAGCAUCGGGCCCUCGGCGGGUGGCUCGAUCCACUCCCACGUCACCGAGUACGGCUCAGAAGCAGUCCACUCGGGGGACAGCUCGAGCUCGGACGACAGCGAAGACGGGCUGUUUGCCCGGCGAACCGCCGCGCCCCGCACACCGGCAACGUCGAACAGACGCUUCUCGAGCGAGACGGACGGAUCGCGGCACGGCGGCGCAGGCAGCUUACUCAAGCCCAUGACAGAGAUUCCCGUGCGGCGGGACUCGCACGGCGAUAGCGAGGGCGCGCGCCCGAGCGUGCGGCGGAAGAGGACAAAGGACGACUUUAUCGAGGCACAGUACAACUAUGCGCUGGGGUACCCGCUCGAGUUUUUGGCCGAUCUGCUCACGCCGAACCGGACAGAGUGUAAUCGCCGCUUCGAGGUCGGUAUCGACGACCUCGUGUUCCUCGGGCAUCCGGUCAGCGUCAACGCCGACGGGCAGUGGGGGUAUCCUUCCGACGAGAGCCCGGACCGCAGCGGCGGCGACGACGAGGCGCGGCGCGUGUCGCGCGGCCGGAGGAUGGAGCACGCCGACGGGUCGUUACGCCCCGUCGCGGAGCAGCCCGAGACGCCGGUGAAGCGUGCUGGUGCACUGGGGCUGCUCGGCGCGAAUGGAGAGCCGGUGGAGACGCCAGCCAUCGUGGCCGACCGCGGAAGGGCGACGACAAUCGACCGCUUCCACCUCGUGCUUAUCCUCGACAAGCCUGAUCCGAAGCCUGAAACGGACACGGAUGAUUCGAAUGAUGUCUUCAACGAGGCGUACCGCGAGAUUGCGUUCAAGUGGACUGCGGCCGCGUUCGCGCUCCAGGUGAAGGAUAAUUGGGUGGGGCGGGAGACUAGAAAGAUUGCGAAUCUCCGCGAGAAGGCGAUUCUGGAUGGUAUCCCUGUUAUGGAGUGUCUCCGCGAGGUUAUUGAAGUGUCGGAUCUUGGAAGGUCGCUGCACGAGCUGUUUAGCGCGCUGCAUAGGAUCAAGCACAAGCCGCUCAACUCGCUCUUCUCGCACCUGUCGACGACGCUGACAGUGACUGUCGGCACGAUACCCGUCACGAUUGUUGUGCCCCCGCGGUCGACGGAUACAGACGCUGUGCGCGCCGCGCAGGAGGACGACGAGGAUUCGGCGUCGAGCGACUCGGACUCGGACGACGGGUUUGCGGGUCUCGUGAUCGGCCCCGAUGGCUCGCUGAUCGCCAAGCAGCCCGAGCUGCGUGUCGAGCCAUGGCAGACGCUGCUCAUUCUCGACCAGGACGACGCGGACAGCCGCGACGUCGUACCCCGCCGCGGGUCGAAAUCACAGCUCGCAGAGGACGAGCUCAUCAACGCGCUCCUGUCGGCGUGCGACGUGUCCAAGCCGCUCCAUGAGAUUGCGCACUCGCUGAGGUUUGACCUCGACGGGAUUGUGAUUCCCCUCGCGCGUGAACUUGUGCAAAACAAGCGCGCGAUCCUCAUCGACGUGAUUAACAUCCGGUUACGGACGAUCCUGAUGCCGACGAGCGUCAAGGACCAUGAGUGGGUUUGUGGGGAGACAACAAGUGCUGACGACGACAGGCGCACCCUCACGCAGCACAGCGUGCGUUGGUCGGUGGCAUUCCCGACCCUUGGCCCCUUGAUCCCCUUCAUCGCCAUGCUGUCGUCAACGCCGGUGCCUUUCCGCGACAUGCUGCCGCCAGAAGCACAGGCAGACGUCUCCAAACGCGAGGUGUAUAUCCAGGCAAUCACCUGGCUGCUCCGCAACGACCUGGUGCUGCAGUCGCACGUUCGCGCGCGGGUGGUCGCUUCGCCAGUGGUCAAGGAGGCAGCGUGGAGACGGCUGUGGCACCGCCGGCGCAAGCGCUGGCUGCGGGAGAAGGUGCGCACGGUCAGUAUGACCUCCAACACAUCAAACUGGAGCAACACGUCGUCGGGAGUUCUGCCCGGCGCGUCGCCCGUGAGCGACAAGAACGGGCCAGGAAGCGACAACUUCGCGGCAAGGGUCCCCCGCCCGGCAGGCAGCAUCGAUCGGACGUACGAGCGCGCGCUCGAGUUUACGCGCACGCUCUCGCUCGACCCGUCGUACCUCGACUCUGACAGCGAUCUCGAGUUUGACUCGGACGUCGAUGCCGACGGGGACGGCGGCGACGGCGACCGGAAUGAGUGCGCCGAGGGGCAGACGGUGCAGUUCAGUCUCAAGGAGAAUGAGCCGUCGCGCGUGCCCAAGUUCCACGAGUCGUUCAUCUUCAACCCUGCGCGCGCGCAGAAGGACGAGGCGAGAUGGCUGCGUGUCAUUCGGCGCACGACGACGGACGCGGUGCUGCAGUCAAGAUUUGAUCUCUGCGUGCAGUACCUCGACGGCGUGGCGACGUUCGAGGAGGUCAUGUACCGCACCGGGCUGAGCCGGCGCGAGGUGGACAGAAUCGCCUAUGUGUACCGGGAUCAUCUGGUGCUGUCGAUCCACCCAUAGGAGAGAGACCGAGCGAGUCAAUAUUGUACCACACUGCCCGAUGCAUUUCCAACGACGCGACCGGCGAUAGUCGCGCGUAUCGUAUCUCCUCUGA
Molecule: messenger RNA, 2845 nt
Organism: Vanrija pseudolonga
Lineage: Eukaryota; Fungi; Basidiomycota; Tremellomycetes; Trichosporonales; Trichosporonaceae
Gene: npr3
Product: Nitrogen permease regulator 3
Exons: 4
Coding region: 1-2751 (916 amino acids)
Biological process (GO): cellular response to amino acid starvation; TORC1 signaling; negative regulation of TORC1 signaling
Cellular component (GO): GATOR1 complex
Source: RefSeq, a predicted model, not a curated record